CGGGUAAUAAGAGUUGGCGCCAAUGAUUUCCGAAUCAGCAGAUAUACUUUCUCCUUUCAAUCUUAGAUUAUGUAAAAAAUGUCUUUGUUUAAAUCUCUUAAACCAACCACGAUUUGCGGAAAAUGAUACCUUUUUUCCAUCUGACGAAGUCGACGGUGAUUCAUUCUUAAGUGCUUUUUAAAUCUUUAAAUUAUUUUCUUAUUUGUAGUAGCAUUAUUAUCAACUGGAAUCUGUUUUUGAUUUUGGUUUUCUAUCCAUAUCACUACUGCCUUUUCCAUAUUUUCCAUUCUGUCAUCUAUUCAUUCAUUCUAUCUAUUCUAACCUCUUUGAAAUCAGACUAGUGAAAGGAAAGCAAUUGGCAAAAAGCUAAUUUCCGGUGGCAUCCGUGAUGGCGUUUAUUGGAUUCAUGCUUUAGAUUUGCGGCAAAGGAUUGAUGUUUAUUGACAAUUAGUUACGGCUUUUUUAAAGGUUAGUUAUAAUGAAAGAGAGUGAUACUAAGUCAUCGAGAAAAAGGAAAAGGAGUGUCAUUAUCAGUAAUGAUAAAUUUGUAAUUGUUAGUUUGGAAAAAGAAGAAUUUCCACCAAGAAAGAAACGUCCCUCCGUUUCUUCUGUUAAUCAAAGUUAUGUUGUUAGUAGGUCAAAAAAGAAGAAAAGAGAAUCAUGUUAUGAAAAAUUUAUAAAAGAUCUGUUUAAUAGUUCUUCUACAUCAAAUGUUGAACUUGUACAAAGUCAAAGUGAGGAUUUUGGUGCUGCUUCUGGUACUACACCAGAAAAUCGACCUUCAGUAGAAGAAUUUUCAAGAGAAGAACUUUCAAGAGAAGAACUUUCAAGUGAAGAACCUUCAAGUGAAGAAUCUUCAAGUGAAGAACCUUCAAGUGAAGAACCUUCAACUGAAGAACAUUCAACUGAAGAACCUUCAACUGAAGAACCUUCAACUGAAGAACCUUCAACUGAAGAACCUUUAAGAGAAGAACUUUCAAGAGAAGAACCUUCAAAAGAAGAACCUUCAAGUGAAGAACCUUCAAGCGAAGAACCUUCAAGUGAAGAAGAAGCUGAGUGUAAUGAAGAAAACAAUGCUUUCACUGAUUUUUUGAACUCAUUUCCUACUUUACCUGAUAGCGAUAACGAAAAGGAACAACCUUCUGUUUGUGAAGACAGUGACGGUUCUGCAAGUCGUCGAAAGGGUAAAGCAAAGAAACAAGAAAGUAAAUCAGAGGAGAAUGAUUAUCAGUUAUUCAAUGAAUCAAAAAUGGUUGUGGAAGAAACAGAUGAGAAGCAGGUACAUACUUUUGUCAAUUAUUUCAUUGUACAGUGCAGAGUCUGA
Stegodyphus dumicola is the source of this 1324-nucleotide messenger RNA. RefSeq names its product polynucleotide 5'-hydroxyl-kinase NOL9-like. The record is from RefSeq and is a predicted model, not a curated record. NCBI's taxonomy places the organism in Eukaryota, Metazoa, Arthropoda, Arachnida, Araneae, Eresidae. Gene Ontology annotation, cellular component: nucleus. Gene Ontology annotation, biological process: cleavage in ITS2 between 5.8S rRNA and LSU-rRNA of tricistronic rRNA transcript (SSU-rRNA, 5.8S rRNA, LSU-rRNA). Gene Ontology annotation, molecular function: polynucleotide 5'-hydroxyl-kinase activity.